UCACGCGAGGCAGGACGGAGCUCCGACACUCAUAAUUUUCACGUAAUGCCAUCGUCCCUGUCAACACGGUGAAUCCCUCGCUGGUCCGUUCAUCGCUUGAGACAGGACGGACGGGCGAGUCGCGAAGUUAAGAAUGCCAGCUCCUGUUCUUCACCGGACCUUGCCAGCUGGACACGUCCCGGUCGUAUGCCUUGGAGAUGGAGACGCCUUUGAUCUGUGAAGCCACAUCUAGCCGAUAAUGGCCCAUAAGAUAAGCAGUAUAAACACGGCAGCUCGUCUCUCCCCUGUGGCCCAGCUGGGCGUCCUGCUCUCCCUCAGCCAGACCAGGCCCGUCCCCGCCAUCUGACCUCCACCAAACGGGUCCAGUGGGAAGUGAGCAGCCAUGAGACUGUUGUGGAAGUCCCUGGACAAGAUGCGCUGCUUCAGGAAGCGCUCCACCAUUCCCUUCCUGGUGGUCCUCAUCACCUUCCUGCUCUUCAUCAACCUCUACAUGGAGGACGGCUACGUGCUGGAGGAAGAUAAAAGACAGCUCAGAGAGACAUCGAUGCAUCCUCUGAAUUCUGAGCGAUACGUCCACACCUUCAAAGACCUCACCAACUUUUCAGGAACCAUCAACGUCACAUAUCGAUAUCUAGCUGGCACCCCCCUGCCAAGGAAAAAGUACCUCACCAUUGGGCUAUCGUCUGUGAAGAGAAAACGGGGCAAUUACCUCAUGGAGACCAUUAAGUCCAUCUUUGACCAGUCCAGCUACGAGGAACUCAAAGAGAUAGUGGUGGUGGUGCACCUGGCGGACUUUGACCUGACCUGGUGUGAGAGCCUGGUGCAGGAGAUCUCCAGGAAGUUCGCCCACCACAUCAUCGCCGGUCGGCUCCUGGUCAUCCACGCUCCCGAGGAGUACUACCCCUCGCUGGACGGGCUGAAGAGGAACUACAACGACCCCGACGACCGGGUCCGCUUCCGCUCCAAGCAGAACGUCGACUACGCCUUCCUGCUCAACUUCUGCACCAACCUCUCCCAUUUCUACAUGAUGCUGGAGGACGACGUCCGCUGCUCGCGCAACUUCCUGACCGCCCUGAAGAAGGUCAUCACGUCCAGGGAAGGCUCCUACUGGGUCACCCUGGAGUUCUCCAAGCUGGGCUACAUCGGGAAGCUGUACCACUCGCGGGACCUGCCCCGGCUGGCCCACUUCCUGCUCAUGUUCUACCAGGAGAUGCCGUGCGACUGGCUCCUGAUCCACUUCCGGGGCCUGCUGGCGCAAAAGGACGUGAUCCGCUUCAAGCCCUCCUUGUUCCAGCACAUGGGCUACUACUCGUCCUACAAGGGCGCCGAGAACAAGCUGAAGGACGACGACUUCGAGGAGGACUCGCUCGAUCUCCCGGACAACCCGCCGGCCACGCUGUACACCAACAUCAACGUGUUCGAGAGCUACGACGCCUCCAAGGCCUACAGCAGCGUGGACGAGUACUUCUGGGGCAAAGCGCCGUCGACGGGGGACUUCUACGUCAUCGUGUUCCACAAGUCCAUCAAAAUUAGCAAGAUGAAGAUCGUCACGGGGACUGACGACCGUCAGAACGACAUCCUGCACCACGGGGCGCUGGAGGUGGGCGAGAAACUGGUGGGCACCAAGAAGGGCAGGCAGUGCAGCUCCUACGUGACCUUGGGAGAGUUCAAAAACGGGAACAUCGAGGUCCAGGACGUGGACCGCAAGAUCUCGUUUGACAUCGAGUGCGUUCGUAUCGUGGUGACGGCCAGCCAGAAAGAGUGGCUGAUCAUCAGGAGCAUAAGCCUUUGGACUACACAGCCACCUAAUCUGUGAGGACACCGACAAAACUGAAACUCGCUGGCACAACUCAUUUGCCUCUUAUUUAUUUAUUUAUGCUCUUUUCAUUUGAUCUAUCUCUGACUUAUUUAUUUGCAGUUGUUUGUUUCUCUUUUAUUCGAGUGAGCUUUCAAAAUAUUGAACUCGACAU
Molecule: messenger RNA, 1970 nt
Organism: Sardina pilchardus (European sardine)
Lineage: Eukaryota; Metazoa; Chordata; Actinopteri; Clupeiformes; Clupeidae
Gene: mgat4c
Product: mgat4 family member C
Exons: 6
Coding region: 383-1816 (477 amino acids)
Biological process (GO): protein N-linked glycosylation
Molecular function (GO): acetylglucosaminyltransferase activity
Source: RefSeq, a predicted model, not a curated record